Molecule: messenger RNA, 3419 nt
Organism: Nanorana parkeri
Lineage: Eukaryota; Metazoa; Chordata; Amphibia; Anura; Dicroglossidae
Gene: PHC1
Product: polyhomeotic homolog 1
Exons: 15
Coding region: 161-2737 (858 amino acids)
Cellular component (GO): PRC1 complex; nucleus
Molecular function (GO): protein binding; zinc ion binding
Source: RefSeq, a predicted model, not a curated record
GGGAAAUGACGUCAGAGGCUGAGAGAAAGAGCCAGACAGAGAGAGAAGCUGAGCUCGGAGUGAGCGGCGGGGAGAGGUCAGAGGUCAGCGCGGGACCGUAGAGGGGAAAGGUCAGGAGGUCAGCGCUGGACCGAGGGGCUUCCUAGUUCUGGGCACCAACAUGGAGACAGAGAGUGAACAGAAUUCCACCUCCACCAAUGGGAGCACUGCCUCCAGCACCAGCUCCCGUCCACAGAUUUCUCAGAUGUCUCUGUAUGAACGCCAGGCUGUGCAGGCUCUCCAGGCUUUACACAGACAACCAAAUGCAGCCCAGUAUUUUCACCAGUUGAUGUUGCAACAGCAGCUAAGUAAUGCACAGCUACAUAGCCUUGCAGCCGUUCAGCAGGCUACCAUCGCGGCCUCCCGCCAGGCUGCUUCUCCUAAUACUGGUUCCAAUCAGCAGACCAGCACCACCCAAGGAUCACAGGCAAGUUUAUCAACCAGCUCUUCAGCCCAGCUCUUGAGUCGCACUCAGAAUGUCACCGCCCCCAGCGCUACAACACUUACCCAGUCAGUUCUACUCAGCAAUGCCAGCUCCCCACCCCUCAGUCAGUCCCAAACACAAAUGUACUUACGGCAGCAGCCUCAGCUGGGAAAUCUUUUACAAGUAAACCGUUCUCUUGGCCGGGGAGUCCCACUGAACUCUCAACUUAUUCUAAUGCCGAAUGGCUCAGUGGCUACUGUCCAGCAGGAGGUGGCGCCAUCGCAGAACCAAGGAAUGCAUGACUCAGACCAGGUUCAGAACCUGGCUCUCCGAGGUCAACAAACGGCUCAGGCCACUUCCACUGCUGCGGGAUCCACCAUUGCUCAUCCUGCACCUCCACCAUCCAAACCAGCUACUCAUCCGACACCCUCUUCCUCAGUGCCCCCUCAAUUGCCUUCCUCCACUGUACCACAGACUGUGAAGAGUCCUUUGGCCUCAUCAGGGGGCACUGUGAGCCAAGGGAGUCAGACGGAGGCAGAGGGUAGAAAAACAGAAGGGGAGGGAGUACAGCAGAGCGUUGGUAUCAACCUGACCAGAGCCGCAACUCCAGCACCCAAUCAGACCCUGAUCAGCUCUGCUACAUACACUCACAUACAGCCUCACUCAGUCCUACAGCAGAAGCAGGUGGUGUUCCAGCAACAAAUUGCCAUCCACCAGCACCGCCAGUCCCAGCUUGUCCAUGCCUCAGCUCACCUGCAGCUGGCACAGCAACAGCCCCAGACUGCCUCACAGCAAGGUAUGCAGGCACCUCCUGCACAACAGACCCUCGUUGUACAGCCAAUGUUGCAGACAACUGAUGCAAGUCUGCCGACCAAAGCCCCCGUGCCCAUUCAGCCCAAGCAGCCAGGCAAAGGGGUUCCCCCUCUAAAUCUUCAAGGACACCUAGCAGCCAAACCGACUCAAGGUUCCAGACCACUCCCCACACCCCCUCCUAAUCAGCCUCACAUUCCAGUGCAACUGGUUGGUGCCAGACAGCAAGGUCCUGCUCAAGCACUGGCCUUAGGAGCCCCUCAAGUUCCAUCACAAGGGUCAUCCCUAAGUCAGAUGACACUGCCUCCUUCUCCAGCACCUGUCUCGACUGCUGUGUCUGGUGCCGUGCAGGAAGCCCAAGCUGCCUUCUAUGGAGUUCUGCAGGGCAAGAUGUCUGCAGCAGGAAAGAGGAAGGCAGAGUCCGAGGAGGACAGGGAAGAGUCUCCAACACUACCGGUAAAAGCAUCUCCCCCAGCAGAUACUCCACCAACGGUUGAAGAGAGCAGCACCCCAGCUGAUAAGUCUGAAGCUGCCUCUCAAGUCACCCCUGCUCUGUCUGUGUCUGCACCUCCUUGUGCGCCCGCCCUCUCGAUCACGUCACGUCAGCACAAUGACUCCAAGCCCCCGCAAGCCAUUGUGAAGCCACAGAUCCUGACUCAUAUUAUAGAGGGCUUUGUCAUCCAGGAGGGAGCAGAACCCUUUCCUGUUGGCAGUCCUCAAAUACCAAAAGACCCUGAGAAGGUCGCCGGGACUGUUACCGUUUUGCUUCCAGUGGAGAGUCCUCCCCCUCAGCUUACACCAGACCAAGCUAUCGGUGAUUCUUGUAGCUCCAAACUGUUGAAGUGUGAAUACUGUGGCAAGUUUGCUCCAGCAGACCAGUUCCGGGGUUCAAAGCGGUUCUGUUCAAUGACCUGUGCCAAGAGAUACAAUGUAAGUUGUAGUCACCAGUUCCGUAUUAAAAGGAAGAAAUUGAAGGAACUUCAAGAAGUGGGAGGAGUGAGAGUGCGCAGACGCGGCCCACGAAGAAACAGUUCGGAGAUUGCACGUGCCAAGAUCCAGGGGAAGCGAAUGCGGGUAACAGAGGAGGAUUCCAGCCGUGGUUCUGAUAAUUCCAGCUACGAUGAGGCUUUCUCCCCCACCUCCCCAGCCCCUCCUUCCUGUAGGACACCCCACACAGAGAGAGAAGGAAGUACCCCAACCAGCGGACCCUCCAGCUCGGAUCUUCUGGGGAUCAAUCCAGUUUUUCUAUCUAGCAAUCCCAGCCGCUGGAGCGUGGAGGAGGUGUAUGAGUUCAUUUCCUCCUUACAAGGAUGCCAGGACCUUGCUGAAGACUUUCGGUCUCAAGAGAUCGACGGGCAGGCUUUGUUACUGCUGAAGGAGGAACACCUUAUGAGUGCCCUGAAUAUUAAACUGGGACCUGCUUUGAAAAUCUGCGCCAAAAUCAACCUGUUAAAGGAAACUUAACUGAGCGUGUUUUCCCUACAAAGCACAAGGGGGUAGAGGAGACAAUGGACGACUCCCUGAACUAUUAUCCCCCCCCGAUAUUUCUCCAGAGAAUUGUGUAGGGAAGCAAUAGAGCAAAACUGACAAGAGAGGAACAGCAGCCUUCUCCACUACCGGCCACCAUCUAGUACACUCCCCUACGCUCCGAGCUCUUCUUUUACCAUUUAAUCAUUAUUACCCGAAAUAUAUAUCUAUAUCUUCUGUAUGUUUGUAUCUGCUCAUUCAGGUACCAUGCCUGCCAUUGGGAAAACGACAGGCAUGUGAAGAUUGUAACUGCAGGCCAAGCCUGGUGCAGUUUGAGGCUCUGUACGUAUCAGACAGUACUUGCCUAAGCAAGGGGGAGUACCACAAGUAGAUGCAAGGGGGCAGCAGAGAGCAAUCUGUGUACAUGUAGCACAUCUGUAGACCAUAUACAGAUGAAAGCGUACUUGUAAAUAUACUGGUCUGUGCAGGUACAGGGGCCUCUUCUGACGUAUCAUAUGCACACAUUUCUACAUACGACUGAAUGUAUAUAUAGUGAGAUCCCCUGGUGACGCGUGCUCUAGAAACUGGUACUUCAGACAUGUCCACACUGUAUUUUCCUUGUGCCUCUUAGUGUACGCUGGUCUGUUGCACACAUAUGCAAUGGUUCGGUAUGUUGGAC